CUUAACUUUCCCUCUCCCACUCCCACUCUCUCUCACAUCUGGAGGGUAUCUGGUGUGGCUGUGCGACUUCUCGCCUGCUAUGGGACAGCCUGUGUUUGGACUGGACGUCAGACUUCAGUGCGUUUCAGCAAACGUUCGGAAAGGGAGAGCUCAGCAGUGGACAUGGCCUUUCCCAAGCAUUCCAUCCUGCAGGCUCUGAGUGUGCUGCUCUUGGCCUGCGUGUUGGUGCGUUGCCAGGCCCCUCUUGAACCAGAGGAAGAGGAGGAGGAAGAGCGAGUAAAGGAGGCCGACAUCACAACAGUGCUGACAAAAAGUGAGCAGAUCGAAUGUCCACCAAAAUGCACCUGUACAACAGAGGGGGCAGUGGACUGUGCCGGGGUCGACCUCACCGAGUUUCCCGAUAAUCUGUCUGACAAAAUCCGCCAGCUCUCUCUGCAGAACAACAAAAUCGAGGAGGUAACAGUGGGGCACAUUUCUCAUCUGCAUCAGCUUGAGACUCUCAACCUUCAGAACAACUGGCUCACCACAGAUGGCCUUGAAGAUGAAGGUUUUGAGAUGCUCGAACAGCUGGCUUAUUUAUACUUGGCAAAUAACAAGCUCGCCUCAGCGCCAAAGGUCCUACCACCCUCUUUGGUUAGUGCUGACUUUGCUGCUAAUCACCUUGCAAGGAUCUAUCCGUACACAUUUGGCCAAAAACCAAAACUGAGGUCUGUGUAUCUCCACAACAACAAGCUAACUGAUGUGGGGCUUCCUGAUGACAUGUUCAAUGGUUCCAUCUCCCUGGAGAUUCUCACCAUGUCCAGCAACUUCCUGCGUGUUGUACCCAAGAACCUGCCUGCCAGCCUUUACCGUCUUCAUUUGAAGAAUAACAAGCUGGAGAAAAUCCCAGCAGGGGCUUUUGACAAGUUGCGAAACCUCAGAGAGCUGUAUCUACAGAGCAACCUCCUCAGCAAUGAGGGCAUGGACAACGAGACUUUCAGCCAACUGAGCAGCCUGGAGUGUCUGGACUUGUCAAAUAACAACCUGAGCGUUGUCCCCAAGGGUCUGCCUCGCAAUCUAGUGCUGCUACACCUGGAGAAGAACUCCAUCCGCAGCAUCCCUGGAGACGCUCUUACUUCUGUCCGAAACCUUGAGUACCUGAUCCUCCACAAUAACAAGCUCCGCGCACGUUCCAUCCACCCAGCUGCUUUCCAUGGCUUGAAGAAACUACACACUCUCCACAUGUACAACAACUUGCUGGAGAGGGUUCCCAGGGGUCUGCCUCGGCGGGCUAAGACUCUAAUGCUGCUCCACAACUCCAUAGCUGAAAUUGGCCGCAAUGACCUUAACCUGCUGUACACACUGACAGAGCUCAACCUCAGCUACAACCAGCUGACCAGCCCCAAAGUGCACCGUGAGGCAUUCAGGAAGCUGCGUUUGUUGCAAACCCUAGACCUGUCAGGGAACGGCCUUCAUUCGAUGCCCCUGGGUCUUCCUCGCAGCUUACAGGUGCUCGAAAUCAAGAACAACCAGCUGACCUCCAUACCAGACAGGGCACUGACAGGCAUGGAGAAUCUCCAAAAGCUCAUCCUAAGUGAUAACCAUCUGAAACUAAACUCAAUCUACCAGGGAGCCUGGAUGGAGCUAAGUGCGCUCACUACGCUAGACCUGUCUGGCAACCAGCUGUCACACAUCCCCUCUGACCUGCCUGAGUCUCUGGAGUACCUUUACUUGCAAAGUAACCGCAUCUCCAGUAUCUCUGCUUCAGCGUUUGAAGGCACUCCGAACAUCAAAGGCAUCUUCCUCCGGUUUAACCGUGUGUCUUUGGAAUCUGUGGACGAGAGUACUUUGGCAUACCUGUCCAAAAUCCUGGACAUCGCUACAGAAAACAGUGAACUCUCCUUUAAAAGAGACGACAUGGAUGGUGACAAGAUGAUGGAGGAGGAGCAGGAAACAUAAGACACACUCAGUUGAACUGACAUUGGACUGCACUGUGUCAAGGACAGCAAGGGCUUUUAAAUGGGAAUGAACCUGUGAAUGUCAUUUCCCAGGUCCAUUAUUGUGCUGUCAGUGGCAGAGUCACAUAUUUCUGGUGCAGGAUACCAGAUGAAGUUACUUUAGUUUCCUUUUUGUGGGCUGGUUAGAAUUGCAUAUCUUUAUAUCUGAGCUUUAAUAUUUGUUUAUGACUGUUGACAUGUAAUGUCCAUCAUCUAAAUGGUGUUUUUCUGCUUUAUUCUAUAAAAUGCAUUCACAAAACUCACUGUGAAUUUUCCCAUGUAAAUGUUUCAGAAUUAAUGCCAAAAAUUUAAGCAGAGUGAAAAAGGACAGAUGUUCACACUGUGUGUGUCUUUCUCUGCUUUAUGUCAUUUUGUUAAUCACUACCUUGUCCACCUGCCUUAAAUAAGUGAUUUUACUAGAAAUACUGUGAAAGAAUUUGUGUUUGUAACACCAAGGGUAACAAAAGAAGCAAUCUGACUCCCACUGAAACCAACAAAAGCAUUAUUUGUAGGUCUGGCCAUCAGUUCAGAUCAGUUAUGAUAUUAAUGCAUGCACCAAAGUUAUUCCUGAGAUCUGGGAACGCAGCGACAUAUCUACAACACAAACUGAUGAGGCAAGAAAUGUGUACGUCUCACACAUCCAUCUCAGUUUUAGGGCAGAUUUUCUGAUUUAACUUUGGCCUUUCUGGUGGCUGUGCACGCAGUUUUCCUGUGAAAUUAAAGAUCAUUUCCAUCA
Messenger RNA from Thunnus maccoyii (southern bluefin tuna), 2712 nucleotides. It is a transcript of the gene podn, whose product is annotated as podocan. The record is from RefSeq and is a predicted model, not a curated record. NCBI's taxonomy places the organism in Eukaryota, Metazoa, Chordata, Actinopteri, Scombriformes, Scombridae. Bases 163 to 1938 code for a protein of 591 amino acids. Gene Ontology annotation, molecular function: protein binding. The transcript has 11 exons.